Physeter macrocephalus (sperm whale) is the source of this 3396-nucleotide messenger RNA. It is a transcript of the gene GPR25, whose product is annotated as G protein-coupled receptor 25. Gene Ontology annotation, molecular function: C-C chemokine receptor activity; C-C chemokine binding. The transcript has 5 exons. Gene Ontology annotation, biological process: calcium-mediated signaling; positive regulation of cytosolic calcium ion concentration; G protein-coupled receptor signaling pathway. Gene Ontology annotation, cellular component: membrane; external side of plasma membrane. NCBI's taxonomy places the organism in Eukaryota, Metazoa, Chordata, Mammalia, Artiodactyla, Physeteridae. Bases 119 to 1240 code for a protein of 373 amino acids. The record is from RefSeq and is a predicted model, not a curated record.
UGCCCACCCAGUCGCCUCGGCCUGGGGGGCGGGCGGUGACAGGAAGGGAGGUGCUGGGCACCGGCCGUGAAGAGCCACCCUUCCUCUCGACGCCGCGUCCGCCCGGGCCUCGCCGGCCAUGCGCCCCACCGAGCCCUGGAGCCCCAGCGCGGGGACGGCGCCCUGGGACUACUCAGGGUCGGGCGCCCCGGAGGAGCUGGAGCUGGAGCCGGGGCCGUGCGCGGCCCGGGACCUGCCCUACGGCUACGCCUACAUCCCCGCGCUCUACCUGGCGGCCUUCGCCGUGGGCCUGCCGGGCAACGCCUUCGUGCUGUGGCUGCUGGUCGGGCGGAGCGGCCCGCGGCGGCUCGUGGACACCUUCGUGCAGCACCUGGCGGCCGCCGACCUGGGCUUCGUGCUCUCGCUGCCGCUGUGGGCCGCGGCGGCGGCGCGCGGCGGCCUCUGGCCCUUCGGCGAGGGCCUGUGCAAGCUCAGCAGCUUCGCCAUGGCCGGCACGCGCUGCGCGGGCGCGCUGCUGCUCGCCGGCCUCAGCGUGGACCGCUACCUGGCCGUGGGCCGCCCGCUGGCCGCGCGCGCCCGCCGCACCCGGCGCUGCGCUCUGGCCGCGUGCGGGGCCGUGUGGGCCACGGCGCUGGCGGCCGGCCUGCCCUCGCUGGCCUUCCGCCGCCUGCGGCCGCUCCCCGGGGGCCGCGGCAGCCAGUGCGCCGAGGAGCCGUCCGACGCCUUCCAGGGCCUGGGCCUGCUGUCGCUGCUGCUGACCCUGGCGCUGCCCCUGGCCGUCACCGUCGUCUGCUACUGCCUCGUGUCGCGCCGCCUGCGCGGGCCGGCGCUCCUGGGCCGCGCCCGGGGCCGCUCGCUGCGCAUCAUCGUCGCCGUCGAGGGCGCCUUCGUGGGCUCCUGGCUGCCCUUCUGCGCGCUGCGCGCCGUCUUCCACCUGGCGAGCCUGCGCGCGCUGCCGCUGCCCUGCGGCCUGCUGCUGGCGCUGCGCUGGGGCCUCUCCGUCGCCACCUGCCUGGCCUUCGUCAGCAGCUGCGCCAACCCGCUCAUCUACCUGCUGCUCGACCGCUCGUUCCGCGCGCAGCUGCGGCGGCGCGGGGCCUGCUGGCGCGCGGCGCGCGCGGCGCGCGGGGGCAGCUCGGCGUCCUCGCUCUCCCAGGACUACGGCUCCCCGUUCCGGAGCCCGGGCCGCGGUGCGGGCCGAGCGCAGACGACGAACGCCUCCUCGGCCGUGCGCCCGUAGCUGGCCGGCCCGGAGGAGCGCGCGGCCGCGGCGCGCGGAGAGGGGCGGGAGGCAGAGCGAGGUGGGCCGCCCCCAACCCCCUACCUGCCUUCCCGAGCGAGCGCGGAGAGCGGCUCCGCCGGCACCGCCGGCACCGCCGGCACCGCCUAGACCCUCCGGGGCUCCUUCACCAGCUUUCCCAGAACCUCCGCGUUUUCAACUCCCCCCACGCCAGGCCGCUGAGACCAGCCCUUCUCCCGCUCGGCCCCGUGGGCACCUGGGCUCUUUGUCUCCAGCCCAAGAAAGGUCCUGCGAGAUGGAGCCGACAGCAGCCCGGACACCGCAGCGUCCGCCAAGUAGGGGAAAGGGACGUGGGCCUCCCUUCUCUGCCCCGUGGGUAGACGCCCUGGCCGGAGCCCCCCGCAAAGGCCACUCUUGUCUUGGGCUCUGUUACCUUUGUUCCCUACAAUCGCCAUUGCCUUCUGAGAGAUACCUCCUCCAAGCCAGACCCUCUGGCCCCUCCCUCACUUCCCAAAAAUCCCGCAGACUAUGAAACCGACAGCCCUUUCUACUCAGCCGUCCUGGUGGCAGAGUUUGCUGAAUCAUUAGUCACCAUCAGUUCAGAGCUUCGUUUUCAAAGCUCGCCAAAGCGUGGGAACCAGCCCUGCUGUGGCUCAGCCAGCCCUUCCUCCUGACAGUUUCCCGAGAAGCCCGGGCCUGCCCCAGGUCUGCAUCUCCUCCCCGCUCCCAACAAGCUGCAGGACUCACCCUGGACGUUGUCCUAGACAGAGGGUUCCGGCAUCUCUCAUCAGGGGUUUGGAUUCUCUGUCCCCGAGCGCGGACACCAGGCCCUUCGGUUUCCAGUUAAGCGCCAUCGGCGUCUCUCUUCUCAACCGACAGGAAGCCGCCCGGGUUCUCGCUGUUUCUGUUGUCUCUCCCUUGAGCGUGCGAGCUCCGUAAGCCGAGGGAGUGUGUCUGUUUGGUUUGAGGCUGUGUCCCCGGUGCCUGGUGGGGAAGGGGACGCGCGUGAACCCCCCGUGGAGGGACUGGUCAUCGGGACCCCGUCGUCAUCCGAAAUGGAAAGAAAGAACGCGAAGGGGCACCGUGUUGUCACCCAGGCCCCUGGGUGAGUGAUCUGGGGAGUUCAUGAGGAUGGCAUAGCGGGUGAAGCCGCGCUUGGUGAGAUGACUCAGCCCCGGCGUCACGCUGGACGUGAGUGUUUGCUGCCUGUGCCACUGCGUGUCUCAUGAGAGUGGGCGCUGUGUGCGAUCCCUGUGUGUACGUGCGUCACGGGCCUGCAGAGCUGGAGGCCCGUUUUGGUCGUUCCAAGAGGAGGACGGGGAGGACCAGACCGAGGAAGUCACCUGCUGAAGGUACUGGAAGCAUUUUUCUUGGCCACCACGUAGAGGACACAGUGGUCCUUUUGAAGGCUCCGUCCGAGGCCAGGCUGCGUGCAACUAGCGGGGCCUCCGCUGUCAGACAGUUGAGGUGCCAGCACCCCUGCUCUGGUCGGUGUGUGCGGUGGUCACCUCCUCCUCCUCCUGGGUCAGGGCUGGUUUGAACGAGGCUCGCCAACCCCCUGCCGCCCGGCCCUCCUCGGGGCUCCCCGCCCUCGGGCCCCGUGUGACCCAUCGCCCCCGCCUCGCCUUCUCCAGGGGCGGCAGCCUGGGGAACAAAGCACUCCGAAAAGCAGCACUGACAACGACGUCCGUCGUAACCAAGUGUUUGUCAGAAUUACCAUGAUUAUGUCAGACCCUAGGUGCAGACUGUGAAACACACCAGCAGCUCUCAGCUGCCUCCUCCCUGUCUGUUAUUCACCUCAAAAUCCUCAUCCUAAGCUGGGAAUCACGCUUCUUACCACAGAGGGAAUGUGCAAGGGUUAGAUGUGCUGAUAUGUGAGGUGCUUGGGACUAUCUGACACAUAUUGAAAAAGCGUUGUACGUCUGCUGUAAUUAUUGGGAGUAAAAAACCCAAGAAAGACAUUCAGUAAAUGGAAUCGAGUCAUGGCAUCGUUUUGGAGUUCCCUUCUCAAAAUCACUGAUUCAGCUCGUUUUCAUUUUGAGUUUACUAUGUGCCGGCCAGCAUGCAAGACCACAGGACCACAGAAGCUAAGAAGACUCCCAGCUCGCCUCCAGGUCACGCCUGCUAACUUGAGUCCCCAUCCGCGACGCAAAACA